Clunio marinus is the source of this 1757-nucleotide messenger RNA. The record is from the annotation of a GenBank genome assembly. Lineage: Eukaryota; Metazoa; Arthropoda; Insecta; Diptera; Chironomidae.
UUAUCGGGAGCUCGGACUUUGAAAUUAAAUUUAUUUCUGUGAAUAUAUAAUUUGGUUCUAUGUGUACCUAUCACUUUUCGAACCGGCUUCUUCAUUGUGUGCUUAAAAACAAUUCCAAACAGCAAAUUGUUAAAUAAACGCACGUUCAAGUUCAAAGUGCAAAUAGCCAGUUGAACUGUAAAUUAGUUGAUUGAGAUAGCUAAAAAUAUGGGAGCACUUCGAAACAUCUUUUUUGGGGCAGUGACUCUUCUUAUUGCGUUUUCUUAUCAAGCAUAUCGAGACAUUACCAAACCUUACCCAAAGCCUGAUUUAGAUGUGAAAGAAUUUUGGGGCCCUGGGGAUGGAAAGGACUAUAAAGAGCUACACCAAUUCAAACCUUUUAAAAUUUCAUAUUCUAGCGAGGUAAUAAAACGUUUAAUGGAUAGACUCGACGAUGUCCAAGUAAUCACUGAUCCACUUGAAGAUACUGCAUUUGAAUAUGGAUUUAAUGCGAAUCGUUUACGAGAAAUUUUGAGUUAUUGGAAGGGUGAAUAUCUGCCGAAAUGGAAGGAACGUGAAGCUUUUCUCAAUCAGUUCCCGCAAUAUAAAACUAAAAUUCAAGGAUUGGACAUUCAUUUCAUUCAUGCCAAACCAAAAGCCACUGAAAACACCAAAGUUUAUAAACUUCUUUUGUUGCAUGGUUGGCCAGGAAGUGUUCGAGAAUUCUAUGAUAUUAUUCCGCUACUUACGAAACCGUCUAAAGAGAACAUUGCAUUUGAAGUUGUGGCUCCGAGUCUUCCCGGUUAUGGAUGGAGUCAGGGUUCUGCGAAACAAGGAUUGGGACCAUUGAAAAUGUCUGUUAUUCUGCGAAAUCUUAUGAUUAAACUAGGUUUUGAAAAGUUCUACAUCCAAGGUUUGCUUCUAUUUUCCUUUAAAACUAACCGCAUAGCAUUAAAAGUUUUUGUGAAUUUAGGAGGUGACUGGGGCUCUUUAAUUGGAUCAAACAUGGCCACAAUGUUUCCAGAAAAUGUUUUAGGAUAUCAUAGCAAUAUGUGUGGCGUUAAUAGUCCGUUAGCCAACAUUAAAACAGCAAUUGCUUCGUUUUAUCCAUCAUGGUUUAUCGAAGAAGAGAAGCUCAUUAAUUGGAUUUAUCCAUUUACGCCAAAGUUUAUGGAUUUGUUGCAAGAGUCGGGAUACAUGCACAUUCAAGCUACAAAACCUGAUACAAUUGGCGUUGCUUUACAAAACAAUCCCGUUGGGCUUGCAGCUUACAUCAUUGAAAAAUUUUCAACAUGGACAAACUCUGAAUAUCGUAAACUGGUUGAUGGUGGAUUAGAAAAGUAUUUCACACUCGAUGCACUGUUAGACAAUAUCAUGAUUUACUAUUUGACCAAUUCAAUAACAACUUCAGUUCGCAUUUACAAAGAAGCUUUUCCUGAAAUGGCUGAAUAUAAUAUGGAUCGUGUGCCACUCACUAUUCCAUCAGCUUGUGCUCAUUACAAAUAUGAAAUAAUGCAUCAACCAGAUUUCAUUUUGAAAGAUAAAUUCAUAAAUAUGGUUCAUACAUCAUACUUUGAUGAUGGUGGUCAUUUUGCGGCAAUGCAGUUGCCAAAAAUUAUGUACGAGGAUUUUACAGAGUUUGUUGAGAAAACUUUGGUUUAAAUGCUUUGAAAUUUGAUUCAGUUUUGUUUUCAAAGACAUUUAAAUAAGAGUUCAUUUUUUGUUUAUUAUCUUCUGUGAAAAUAAAAUGAAAGUUUCAAGAAAACAAUGUGAAUUUU